This is a messenger RNA of Microdochium trichocladiopsis, 2381 nucleotides long. RefSeq lists its product as uncharacterized. The transcript has 2 exons. NCBI's taxonomy places the organism in Eukaryota, Fungi, Ascomycota, Sordariomycetes, Xylariales, Microdochiaceae. The coding region runs from base 217 to 2280 and encodes 687 amino acids. The record is from RefSeq and is a predicted model, not a curated record.
GCCCGAGGCAUUUCUCUCCAUCCCCAUCUUUCCAAACCUAUUGGGUGAUAACUUAUGAUUAAUUUGUUCCCCGCAAUGCUAUCGACCCGUGGUUUUGUGGCCUGUCUGCAGACCGCGGUCACAUGGACGAUGCAUGUCUACAACGCUCAGCCUCGCCACCCCGCACGAUGCGACUUGACACUCUGAACAGAUCUCGCAGCCCGGGUAUCAGUCGAGAUGGCGGAGGCACUUGACGUCGCUUCCGGCGUUAUUGCGGUCGUCGAUAUGUCGGCCAAAGCGCUCGGCCUAUGUUCUCAAUACGCCGGAGCUGUCAAGAACGCGAAAGCAGACAUCGAACUGCUCGGCAAAGAAGUUGCGGAUUUCCUGGCCACGAUACAGAACCUCCAAGAGCUCCUCAAUGGGCCUCGUGGGAAGGCGCUCGAAUCGUCGCAGGACGUGUGCAGCGCGAUCAGUGAUGCAGUCUCGACACUCGCAGCCCUAGCUCAAAUGCUUGUGCCUGCGACGAGUCGCAAAGUGAUGAGCCGCGUUGGGGUGCGGUCGCUGACAUGGCCGUUCAAGUGGAAAGACGUGGAAAAAAUAAUCCAGCAGCUAGCGCGCUGCCGUGACACCAUCUCGCUGGCGCUGAGCGUUGAUCAGAUGGCCUUGAUCCAGAACGUCGACCACAAGCUCGUCAUCGACAGGCUCCGUAUCGCGGAAGGAGCGUCAUUUGACUCGCACGCCGAAGCGAACAAUCCGACAUGCCUACCAAACACCCGCGUCGAGCUGCUCGAAGACGUGUCCCGGUGGAUCGCGGAUCCCAACUCCAAGACAAUAUUCUGGCUCAACGGCAUGGCGGGGACGGGAAAGUCGACGAUCGCACGCACCGUGGCUCGUACAAGGUCCGACCAUGGCGACCUUGGUGGCAGCUUCUUCUUCAAGAGAGGCGAGGCGGAUCGGGGCAAUCUCGCCAAGUUUAUACCUACGCUCGCGCGUCAGCUGGCCUCGAGGAUGCCCGGCAUCGCACCUGAUAUCAAGAACGCAAUCGACGCAGAUCCAGGUAUCUGUGGGAAGACGGUCAGGGAGCAGUUUGAGAAGCUCAUCCAGGAGCCCCUAUCGAAAGCAAUUGAGGCGAUAAAAGUUCCAUCCUGGAUUGUCAUGGUGAUCGACGCGUUGGACGAGUGCGAGCGGGACGAGGAUAUUCGACUGUUGAUUCGCAUUCUCUCACGCACACCUGCGUUGCGGUUUCGUUUGCGAGUAUUCUUAACAAGCAGACCAGAACUUCCGAUCCGACUGGAAUUCAGCCAAGUCAGAGACACCUACCAGGAUGUAAUCCUCCACGAAAUCCCCUCGAAAAUCGUCGCAAAGGAUAUCCAGACGUAUCUGGCGGAGGAGUUCAACCAAAUGCGAGAGGACUUCAACGCUGCUGCGAGAGAGGAUCGGAAGCUGCCGCCCGAUUGGCCAGGCCAUGAGUCUGUGGCAGAGCUCACGAAGAUGGCUGUGCCUCUAUUCAUUUUUGCUGCUACCCUGUGUCGUUUCAUCGGCGAGCGCAGAUGUGGCAGCCCCCCGAUGCAGUUACGCAAGGUCCUGGACCACGGCAAAUCGAGUAGUGGCUCUCAAUUUGAUCUGACCUAUGGGCCUAUCUUGAGAUCACAGCUGGAUGGCCAACUCUCGGAGGAUGACAGGGCACAGAUCAUCCAGGACUUCCGACUUGUGAUUGGCACGAUCAUCACGCUUGCGGAUCCGCUUUCCGCGAGCUGCCUCUCACGACUGCUUGACACCCGUCCCGACGUUGUCGAUACCAGAUUGGAUAUGCUCCAUUCAGUCCUGAGUGUUCAGUCGGACGAUUCGCCGGUGCGGCUGCUUCACCUGUCGUUCCGAGACUACCUCGUGGAACCAGACCAGGAGGCGACGAACGCGUUCUGGGUGAAUGAGAGGUCAGCGCACCAGACUCUAGCCCAGAACUGCCUUCGCGUGAUGGCCGCUCGUCUCCGAGAGAACAUAUGUGGCAUGUCGUACCCGGGAAUGCGCCGAUCCGCAGUCGACUCGCAGCGUAUUGCUGAAGUCCUGCCGCGGGAGGUGCAAUAUGCGUGCCGGUUCUGGGCGCACCAUUGGACGGCGAGCAGCUGUGGAGAGAACGACGGAAUGGCGGUGUAUGGUUUCUUCAAGGAGCAUCUGCUGCACUGGGUGGAAGCCAUGAGCCUGCUGGGGCGUGCGCGGGAAGUCAUUGGCAUGUUGCGGCAGACGGCAUGGUGGAUUGGCGUAAGUUCACCUCAAAGACGCCCGUUGAAGGUGCUAAUAUGAGUGCUGUAGGAGAGGGAUUACCAGCCGCUGUCGACCUUCCUGGCGGAUGCGGUCCGAUUCGUGAAGGCGAGCUUCGCGGCAAUCGACGAGACUCCGCUGCA